UGUUACCGUCAUUUACAACACAGUGUAUAGAGAUUCAUUUUCUUCUUAUGCAUCUUGGGAGCUACACCUGAAUAUUCACCAUGGAGAUAUAUGUCCUGGGGAUUAUCAUUGCAAUAUGUGGCAAUCUCCUUAUCAGUAUUUCAUUGAACAUCCAGAAAUACACACAUACACGCCAGUCCCAGCAAGGCACCAAGCCAUACUAUACCAGUCGACUGUGGUGGUAUGGAAUCCUACUAAUGGGGCUUGGUGAACUUGGUAACUUUGCUGCAUAUGGAUUUGCACCAGCUUCCCUCAUUGCUCCUCUUGGCUGUGUGUCUGUCAUUGCCAGUGCUAUAAUCUCUGUGGUUUUCCUGAAAGAGAUUUUACGAGCCUCUGAUGUACUGGGAGGUGUUAUUGCUCUAACUGGAACAUACCUGCUGGUGACCUUUGCCCCACACUCUGCCCCCCAUGUGACGGCUAACAUGGUGGAACGCUGCCUCAUCAGCUGGCAGUUCCUCACCUACUUUUUUUUUGAAGUGGUUUUAUUUUGUAUCCUGCUCUACCUGUACAAGUGCAGGAACCUGAAACACAUUGUUAUUGUGAUGCUUCUGGUGGCUCUGCUGGCCUCUGUGACUGUGAUCACGGUGAAAGCUGUAUCUGGAAUGAUCACAGAGACAAUUCGUGGGAGCCAUUUACAACUCACAUACCCCAUCUUCUACAUCAUGUUUAUUAUCAUGGUAGUCUCAUGUGCCUACCAGAUUAAAUUUCUCAAUGAAGCAAUGAAGAUGUUUGAUGCCACAGAAAUUGUUCCUAUCAAUUUUGUUUUCUUCACAACCAGUGCUGUAAUAGCAGGACACGACCUAAAAUCAAAAUGGACAGAAUCUUCAUCUCUCUGGGUCAAAUCUCAGGGAAGGGCAGCACUGCUAACAUGCAACCAGAGACAAAGGACAAUAAAUGUGGAGGUCUGGCUUCCAAACUUGUAUGCAACAGUGGAACGCAGCAGGACGACUCUUAGAUCACCACCUACUGGACUAUUGAGCAUAGUGAAAUGUGUGUGUAGUAUAUGUGUGAGGCAGAGAACUCUAGUGUGGUAACUGUCUGAAUACUAAAUGUGGGCUGUAGGCUCAUGUAUUAAGCUUCAUAAAGAAGCAAUGAAUUAGAAUUGGCUGCCUAUAGAGCAGACUGGAUCAGCACUCCUACUGACAUACACCAUUCUGAUUGGAAUAAGCUUAAAGGUAUUUGUAAGAGGUUAAAUGCAACUGGAAAGGAGGGGCCACUUUAAUUCAGAAUAAUCCCUAUUUAUUAACAGCUUUCCUCUAAUAGUUUAUAUACAA
Molecule: messenger RNA, 1313 nt
Organism: Neoarius graeffei (lesser salmon catfish)
Lineage: Eukaryota; Metazoa; Chordata; Actinopteri; Siluriformes; Ariidae
Product: NIPA-like protein 2
Exons: 10
Coding region: 81-1073 (330 amino acids)
Biological process (GO): magnesium ion transport
Cellular component (GO): membrane
Molecular function (GO): magnesium ion transmembrane transporter activity
Source: RefSeq, a predicted model, not a curated record